Molecule: messenger RNA, 6377 nt
Organism: Gopherus evgoodei (Goodes thornscrub tortoise)
Lineage: Eukaryota; Metazoa; Chordata; Testudines; Testudinidae
Gene: KCP
Product: kielin cysteine rich BMP regulator
Exons: 42
Coding region: 1-5967 (1988 amino acids)
Molecular function (GO): protein binding
Source: RefSeq, a predicted model, not a curated record
AUGGCGCGGCUGCCCCUGGCCCUUUGGCUCGGGCUGGCGGCGCUUUCCCUGCAGGCCCCGGCGAGCGGCGAGCCGGGCCCCGAACUCCACUACGGCGAGAGCGUCAUUGACCUGCUGGAGGCGCUGAACGUCACCCGCUCCGUCCGGGGCGUCAGCAGGGCCACAGGCCCCGAGCCGGGCACGUCGGCCUGGAAGUUCCGCCAGCGGGUGCCCCACUUGACGCUGCCCUGGGACUAUGCCAUCUACCUGCUGGCCAGCUCGCAGGGCGCCCUGGGCUUCCACUUCGUGGCCAGGCAGAGCCGGGGCUCGGUGGGCACCCUCAUCUCCCUGGUGUCGCCGGCUGCUGCCGUGCGGGACGGGCGCCCGCUGCUGCAGCUGGUAUCCAGCGCUCGCGCCAACCAGCUGCGUCUGGACUACCGCGCCGGGCCCAGCAUGGAGCCCGCCUCGCUGCUCUUCCCCGGAGGCAGCCCCUUGGCCCGGGGCCGCUGGGCCCGGCUGGCCCUUGACCUGCAGCCCCACCGCCUGGUGCUCUUUGUGGACUGCCGCCCGGCUGUGCUCUUGGAGAGGGGCGGCCCGCGGGACGCGCUCAGCCUGCUGCUGCCCCUCGACCUGCAAAUCACCUUCGCCAGCCUGCCCGGGGACGCGGCCAGCAAGUUCCUGGGAUAUUGGCAGACAGCUGAGAUCUCCCCCAGCGGGUUCCCACGCCGGCCGUGGCACUGCGAGAACCUGGCAGACCUCUUCCCCAUGCCGUACACCCUGGUGGAGGAGGGGGACCUGGCUGAGCCCCCCUUUGAUCAAGGAUCCCCCCUGGCCCCGGAGCCGCCGGCCCUCGCCGACAUCCGUAACUACCAGCAGCAGCCCAGCGAGCCUGAGUUCCCCCCAGGGGUGGCGUGGCCCCACCCGGGCGCCCUGGAGGAGAGGGUGCAGCAGCUGGAGGAGCUGGUGGAUGGAUUCGGGGCCGUGCUGGACAAGGUCAAAGCGCAGAACUCGGAGCUGCUGGCCCGCGUGAAGUCCCUGGAGAGCUGCGAGUGCCGGAGGCCGGUGUGCAUGUGGGAGGGGACGCAGCGCGAGGACGGAGCCACCUGGGACAAGGACGACUGCACCACCUGCAUCUGCCUGCAGGGGGCGGCGCGGUGCUCGGCGCGCCAGGACCGGCCUCAGUGCCGCGGCUGUGAGUACGACGGGCAGCGGUACCAGGACGGAGACGCCUUCCUGGCCACAUCCAACCCCUGCAUGAACUGCUCCUGCCUGGACGGGAAUGUCCAGUGCUUCGGACUCGUCUGCCCACAGCUCCACUGCGCCAUCCAGGAGGAGGUGCCCGGGGCCUGCUGCCCCCGCUGCCAGGGCUGUGUGGACGGAGCCGCCCGGCGGGAGCCUGGCGAGGAGUGGACACCACGUGCAGACCCCUGCCAGAGCUGCCGGUGCUUGGAUGGCCGCGCCUUGUGCAGAAAGAGGCAAUGCGCCAGGUUGUGCCGUCACCCUGCCAGCCCCCGGCCGGGCACCUGCUGCCCCAUCUGCGACGGCUGCUCACUGGACGGCCGGGAGUUUGCCAGCGGGGAGCCGGUGCCCAGCAGGGAGCCCUGCACCCAGUGUGCCUGCGUGAGCGGGAACGUGUUGUGCAAACCCACCGCCUGCCCAGCUGCCCCCUGCCCAGAGCCUGUCCGGAGACCUGGCGAGUGCUGCCCGCAGUGCCGGGACUGCCUCUCCGACGCCCAGCCCGUCCCGGACGGUGCCAUCUUUACCCCCCCGCAGGAGCCCUGCCUCAGCUGCCGCUGCCAGGCCGGGGAGGUGUCGUGUGAACGACUGGAGCAGAGCUGCCCGCCCGCGCCCUGCAGCCACCCUGGCACAGCCCCGGGCCAGUGCUGCCCGGCCUGCCACACGUGUGAGUACGAGGGGCACCCGUACCGGCACGGAGAGACCUUCACGCCCCCAGGCCAUGGGCCCUGCAUGCGGUGCACCUGCUCGGCUGGGCACGUGCAGUGCCAGGAAGAGGGGUGCCCUCCCGUGCCCUGUGCCCAGCCCAUCCAGGACCCCCAGCGCUGCUGCCCCGUCUGCAAAGUGUGCGUGCUGGCAGGGGAGGAGUUCGAGGAGGGGGCGCAGUGGGAGCCAGACGGGGACCCCUGCACCACCUGUACCUGCCUCGCCGGAGAGCCCGUCUGCGGGGCCCUGCCGUGCCCGCCCGUCACCUGCCAGCACCCCGCCCGGCUGAGCGGCGACUGCUGCCCGACCUGUGCCCAGUGCUCCUACCACCAGCACGUCUACGCCAACGGGCAGCCCUUCGUCGACCCCCACAGCCCCUGCCAGCGCUGCCAGUGCACGGACGGGACUGUGCAGUGCUUGCCCGUCGCCUGCCCCCCACCCAGCUGCCCCCACCCGGAGAGGCAGCCCGGCCAGUGCUGCCCCACGUGCCCAGGCUGCAGCGUGGAGGGGGCCACGGUGGCGGCGGGCGAGCAGUUCCCCAGCGCGCAGGACCCCUGCCAGCUGUGUGUCUGCACCGCCGGGGAUGUCAGCUGCUCUGCCCGCGACUGCCCCAGUGCCCUGUGUACCCGCCCCCUGCCCGGCUCCUGCUGCCAGAACAACUGCAACGGCUGCAGCUAUGGGGGGAAGGAGUACCCCAACGGCGCUGAGUUCCCGCAUCCCACGGACCGCUGCAAGCAAUGCCACUGCCUCAACGGCAAUGUUCAGUGUUUGUCACGGCGCUGCCCCCCCCUGCUCUGCACGGAGCCCAUCCUGGUGCCCAAUGGGUGCUGCCCUCAGUGCCCAGAGCCCCCGUCUGGCUGCCUUUAUGCGGGCGUCUCCUACCAGCACACGCAGCAAUUCUACGACCCCUCGGACUCCUGCCGCCACUGCAUCUGUGCCAACGGGACCGUCACCUGCCAGCGCCAGCCUUGCGCCCCCGUUCUCUGCACCCACCCCCUGCAGCAGGACUGCUGCCGUUCCUGUGAUGGCUGCCUGUACCAGGGGAAGGAGCUGCCCAAUGGGGAGCAGUUCCCGGACCCCACGGAGCCAUGCCGUGUGUGCAUCUGCUGGGAGGGCAGCGUCUCCUGCCAGCCCAGGGCCUGCCCGCUGCUCCAGUGCCCCUUCCCUGCCCGGGGGCCGUGCUGCCAGGUCUGCGAAGGCUGCGAGUACCUGGGCAAGGGUUACCUUGAUGGCCAGGAGUUCCCAGACCCCCAGGACGGCUGCAGCCACUGCACCUGCCUCCAUGGCUUCGUCACCUGCACCAAGACGUCCUGCGACCCGCCAGGCUGUCGCCACCCCACCAGUCCUCCCGGCCAGUGCUGCCCUGUGUGCCAGGGCUGCCACUUCCAGGGCCAGGACCUCGCCGACGGAGAGACCUUCCCGGCCCCCGGCGGGCGCUGCGAGCAGUGUCGCUGCCUGCGGGGAGAGGUGUCCUGCGGGCCCCUGCCCUGCCCUGGGGUGACGUGCCCCCACCCGGCCGUAGGCUCCUGCGACUGCCCCGUGUGUGACGGCUGCAGCUUCCACGGGCGAGCGCGCAGCAACGGAGAGCGCUUCCCCGACCCCCAUGACGCCUGCCGCCUCUGUUCCUGCCUGGAUGGCAGUGUGACGUGUGUGCCCGUGCCGUGCUCCCCCACCCCCUGCCGGAACCCUGUCACCCUGCCCGGCCAGUGCUGCCCCCAAUGCUCCGGCGCCUGCCGCUACCAGGGCCAUCUCUACGAGAGCGGGACCACCUUCCGCCCCCCGGGGGGGGACCCCUGCUCCACCUGCACCUGCCUGGACGAAGCAGUGACGUGCCAGCGCGAGCCCUGCCUGCAGCAAUGCACCCACCCCAUGCCGCCUGCCGCCCCCUCCUGCUGCCCCGACUGCGACCGCUGCCUCUUCGAGGGCCAGGAGCUCGCCAGCCGCCAGGCCAUCACUCCACCCUCGGACCCCUGCCAGCGCUGCCGCUGCUUGCAUGGCAACGUGCUCUGCACCCCCAUCCUGUGUCCCCAGGCCGCCUGCGCCAGCCCCAUCCAGCGCCCGGGCCACUGCUGCCCUGAGUGUCCAGGCUGCAUGUACAAUGGGCAGGAGCAUGCCAAUGGCACCAGCUGGUUCUCCUCCCCUUGCGUGUCCUGCCUGUGCAUCCACGGCAUCGCCACCUGCGCCCAGAUCCACUGCCUCGGCUCCUGCCUCCGCCCCAUCGAGGUGCCCGGGGAAUGCUGCCCACUGUGUGCAGACUGCAUGUUCGAGGGCCGGCUGUACAGCCCUGGGGAGAGCUUCCAGCCAUCGCUGGACCCCUGCGAGAUCUGCACCUGUGAGCUGCUGGCAGCCAGGGGGCCGCACGUGCGCUGCUACCGCAGACAGUGCCCCAGCCUGGUGGGCUGCCCCAGGAGCCAGAUCCAGCCGCCCGGGCCGCACCACUGCUGCCCCACCUGUGCCCAGGCCUUGAGUAACUGCACAGCUGAGCUGGCUGGGAACGAGCUCCAGGCGGCUGACGACCCCUGUUACACCUGCCAGUGCAAGGAUCUCACCUGGGUGUGUGUGCGCCAGGGCUGCCCACAGCUCAGCUGCCCCCUCACUGAGCAGUUUACCCCCCCGGGCGCCUGCUGUCCCAUCUGCGAUGAGUGCGUGAUAGAGACUGGAGGGCGUCGGGUGUUGGACGGUGAGAGCUGGACGGACAGCGAGGAAGACUGCGUCAGCUGCACCUGUAAUCGGGGCCACGUGGAGUGCCACAUCGCAGAGUGUGAACCCGUGGAGUGCCAGGGCGGGCUGCGGAGGGUGCGGAUGCCCGGCUCCUGCUGCUACGAGUGCCAAGACUCGGACGGCUCCUGCUCCUACCAGGGCCAGCGGUACCAGGCCAGCGAGCACUGGCAGGUGGACACCUGCACCACCUGUACCUGCGUCUCCGGGGAGGUGCACUGCCGGAGCCAGCGCUGCCCCCCAGCCGCCUGCGCCGCGGAUGAGACACCCGCGUUAACGCCAGGCAUGUGCUGCCCUCACUGCCUGCCCCGCCCUGCCACCUGCCUGGCCUUCGGCGACCCACACUACCGCACCUUCGACGGGCGACUGCUGCACUUCCAGGGCACCUGCACCUACGUCCUGGCCCAGGACUGCCAGGCGGGGGACUUCAGCAUCCACGUGACCAAUGACGACAGGGGGCGCCCGGGCGUGGCCUGGACCAAGGAGGUGACAGUGCAAGUCGGGGAUGCCGUGGUGCAGCUGCUGCAGGACUGGCUGGUCAAGGUGGACGGCCAGGUGGUGACGCUGCCCUUCCUCAAGGAGCCCCACCUCUACGUCGAGCGCCAAACCAACACCGUCCUGCUCAACACCAACAUCGGGGUGAAGGUGCUGUGGAGCGGGCACUCACAACUGGAGGUCAGCGUGCCUGGCACUUACAAGGGGCACAUGUGCGGCCUGUGCGGCGACUUCAACGGCCACCCGCAGGACGACGCCCGCCUGCGCUCGGGGCAGCUGGCCCGUGCCGAGGCCGCCUUCGGCAACAGCUGGAGGGUGAAGAACGGGAACGGCGCGGGCGGGCCGUGUGCUGACGGGCAAGAUGUGGAUCCCUGCAAGGAGGCCGGCUACCGUGCCCGAAAGGAGGCCAACGCCCGCUGUAAGGUGCUGAAAUCGGGGACAUUCGAGCCCUGCCACCCCCUGGUGCCCCCGGAGCCCUUCUUCGCCGCCUGCGUCUACGACCUGUGCGCCUGUGGGGCCGGUGCCGACCAGUGCCUGUGCGACGUGCUGGAGGCCUACACCGCCCUGUGCCGCCGGGCAGGGCUGGCUCUGCGCUGGCGCUCGCCCACGCUCUGCGCCGUUGGCUGCCCUCAGGACCGGGGCUACGUGUUCGACGAGUGCGGCCCUCCCUGCCCCAAGACAUGUUACAACAAGGACGCGCCACUGGGGGCCAUCGAGUCGCACUGCUUCACACCCUGCAUGCCUGGGUGCCAGUGCCCUGCUGGGCGGGUAGAGCACGAGGCCCACUGCAUCCUGCCCGAGGCCUGUCCCCGGGUGGUCUACGGCAGCCUCUGAGCCCCCGAAUCCCGUGCUCCUGGGACCCGGUGCCCUCUGCCUUGGCCCCAGAUCCGGCCACCCUCCCUCCCGCAGCCCCCGGGGCACCCGUGACCUCCGCCAUGGCCUCGGGCCUGGCCCACUCCCAGUUGGUGACCUAGACGUGACCCUUUGUGACGAAGUGGGACUGUUCGUAAUAUUUCCUCUGAAUACCGUGUGGGUGCCUCAGUUUCUCCAAGCAUUUCUUAAGUCUCUAGGUGGUGGAAUAAGGGAGUGUAAUUGUUGCAGAGCAAAGGGUCAGUGCACAUAAAUGGCCAACACUCUGUCUCCUGGCAAUUACUGGCCGGAGCCCUCCCCUCUUGCAAGGCGAUAGCUGAAGGUACUGAAGGACAAAGGAAUCAGGUGACCUCCUGGCCCGGGAAAGGGACAAA